AUGGAACUCGAGGAGCUCAUCCACAAGGCCAAGCUGGCAGAACAAGCGGAGCGCUAUGACGACAUGGCUGAAUUCAUGAAGACCGUGACAGAGAAGAGCGAAGAGCUGACCACAGAGCAGAGGAACCUGCUCUCUGUGGCGUACAAGAACGUGGUCGGGGCGAGGCGUUCUUCAUGGAGGGUGCUGACCAGUAUCGGGACCAAAACAGAUGCCAAAGAUUCAAAAAAACCUCUGGUCAAAGAGUACCAGGAGAAGGUGGAGGAGGAAUUGAAAACCAUCUGCAACACUGUUUUGGAGUUGCUGGAUAAGCAUUUAAUUCCGAAAGCUGAGGAAAACCUUGACAAAUGUGCCGAGAGCUAUGUUUUUUAUUUGAAGAUGAAGGGUGACUACUUCCGUUACCUUGCUGAGGUGGCCUCUGAUGCUGACAAACCAGAAACUACUAUAAAUUCCAGAAACGCAUAUGAGGCUGCGCUGAUAUGCUGCAAGGAAAAAAUGCCGUCUACUCAUCCCAUCCGCCUGGGCCUGGCUCUGAACUUUUCGGUCUUCUAUUACGAAAUCCUCAGCACACCCAAGGAAGCCUGCCGACUGGCCAAAGAAGCCUUUGAUGACGCCAUCGCUGAAUUGGAUAGACUAAGUGAGGAUUCCUACAAAGACAGCACUCUGAUCAUGCAGCUAUUGAGAGACAACUUGACGCUAUGGACCUCUGACAACGCUGGUGAUGAUGGUGAUGUAGAAGGUGGAGAAAAUGAGAACUAA
Knipowitschia caucasica is the source of this 756-nucleotide messenger RNA. The record is from the annotation of a GenBank genome assembly. NCBI's taxonomy places the organism in Eukaryota, Metazoa, Chordata, Actinopteri, Gobiiformes, Gobiidae.